This is a messenger RNA of Bradysia coprophila, 1696 nucleotides long. Its product is annotated as neuralized-like protein 2. Lineage: Eukaryota; Metazoa; Arthropoda; Insecta; Diptera; Sciaridae. Gene Ontology annotation, biological process: intracellular signal transduction. The record is from RefSeq and is a predicted model, not a curated record. Gene Ontology annotation, molecular function: ubiquitin protein ligase activity.
UUGAAAGUUACAAAGGUUACAAACAACCAUUAUUGUUAACAUUACAACACCGAAAUAUUUUGAUACAGCUUGUGCGAAGCUCAACGUUGGUUGUAAACGGUAUUAUUAAACAAUUGUCUCUUUCGGCUGGUUUAUUAAGUCAACACUACGACAAUGGACAAAGGGAAUAAAGUGUUGACCCGAUUUCAUCCGUACCAUGGACAGAAUAUUAUUUUGUUGGAAGAAAACACAGUAGCAUACAGGAAGGCUAGUUUUGCCAAUGCACUGUCUUUUUCCGAGCGUCCCCUUCAAUUGGGCGAAAUAUUUUUGUUAGAAAUAGAAAAAAACGAAGGCGGAUGGUCAGGACAUAUGCGAUUGGGAUUAACACAAAUCGAUCCCGCAUCAAACAAUGGAUUACCACAGUAUGCACUACCUGAUUUGACAAAUUUGGGUACCAGUUGGGUGUAUCCGAUUACCAAGUAUGUGACCAAAGCAGACGAUCCGGUUGUUGACAAUCCAAUGACUUUAAUGCGCGAUUUGACAAAAACGGACAACAGUUUUUACAUUAGAACAUCACGAGGAAUCAUUCCGCGGAGCAUAUUGAAACCACUUUCAUCAGAUGGUAGAACGACUGACAUUUUACCGACAGACAAAGGAUCACGAAUCGGAGUCUUCUAUAAACAAAACGACAAUGACAAAGCUGAAAUGCACUUCAUUAUAAACGGCGUAGACCAAGGACCUUGUGUAAACAAUAUACCAUUCAAAAAUGGUGCUCUGCAUGCCGUUGUCGAUGUCUAUGGUACGACGAAGCAAGUAAAAAUAAUUCAAUUAUAUGGAAUUUCAACGUUACAAAGCGCUUGCCGUGAUGUUAUUCUAACGAGUAUUUCGAAAAUGGAUGUGGAACACUUGCCGUUACCACCGUCACUGAAGGAAUAUCUAUUGCAUUUUUAUUAGAACUUAUCAUUAAUCCAAUACGUUCCAUUAUGCGUUCAAACAUUCAACAUUGUCUCUACCGAACCAUCACAUUUAUUUUUUGUUUUUGCAUUGAAUUAGGUCGAUGCGUUUUUGUAAUAUUUUUUCUUGUUCUUUUCUUUGUCAAACAAAAUCUCUCGGUAGGACAAUUUUUACAUUCCUUUAAAACGAUUUUUUUUUGUCAUUUGAUGUGAUUAUGUGUCUUAUAAAAUCGAUUAUAUGCUGGACGUGUAAUCACUGUGUUAGACAUGACAUUUGAAUUAUAUUGACUUUUUUUGUGCGUCGGUCGUUUUGUUCAUAUUAAAUUCAGAAAAUGUUAAUUUCCGAUUCGAUUCUCCUUCCCAAAAUUCGAAGCGAGUACUUAUAGUUUCCAAUAUGUUCUCUCGCUUCUAACAAUUAUUUUGUGUACGUCCACUGUUAGUCGCUUAACAGAUCAUGAUAAAAUUCAGACAAUUUUAGCGUAGACAAACCUUCACUUUGUAUAAAUGCUAUAUCGCUUGACAAGCUCAUCUUCUCAUGUUAAGCACCGUUUCUUUGUCAAAACGCGAAAUUCGGAUGGCACAACAUUUAUAGGUACAAAGAGAUCCCACUAAUCAGUGACACCUCUGUCUCUUCAUCCUUCCUGGUCGGAUCAUGUUGGUCAGGCUCUCUAUCAUCUUAUUUUUGUCUCAUUUUCCGAACGUAUAGGGAGCUAUAAGUGCUAAACAUUGAUAUUAUUUUGUUGGUCAGUUGAAUUGUGGACAUA